CUAAGUAGUUUCGUUUUUAUCCUAGAUGCAGUCAAAAAAAGUGACGAUGAUGAACUAAGACUAGUAAAAGACCUAUUUAAUAACUACAGCAAGGAGGUCAGGCCAGUAAAGAACAAAAAGGCUGCAAUCAAAGUGAUAUUUGGAAUUGCUUACACGCAACUUGUUGAACUGGUAAGCACAUUCAAAACUGUUUGUGUUCAAGUUUGAAGUUGAAGUCAAGUUUGAAGCCAAGUUUGAAAGCAAUCAGUUGUUGUCGCCCAAUUUUACAGACGUUUGUAUGGUGGGAGGCAAGUUCGUGCACCCCACGAUACAAACGUCAGUAAAAUUUCGCGACUUAAGGGAACUGUUUCUUCGCUCGCUUUAGACCUUUUUAAACGUGGCAAGUCUACUAAAGUUAAAGCAAUUUUUUCAGCAGCGUCAACUGAUUUUCAUCAAAUGUAACCGUGAAGGGUAUACUGAAUAACAGUUAAAACCCCUCCUAACCUGUAAUAACUUGUAUUACCAUACCCGCAGGACUUUGUUGGUAAAGUUGCUUACUUUGGUUAAGUAGCAAAUCACACUGGCGAUAAAAUCAUUGACAAAACAUACUCAUGUGUUGUCCACCUGGUGCAACUGUCUGAAACAAGUCAACAAAAUAAUUUCACCAGGUAGAACCAAUGCGGAAAUAUGCCUUCUUCGGACAAUAUGCAUUCUUCUACUCCUUCAGUUUCAAUAAAAUAUGUCAAAUGAAAUCUCACAAGGAAAACGAAACGGCUAAAGCCAAAGAUAGGUCUACUUACAACAUUUGUCCUGAUAAUUCUCGUGGGAAGUGUUAAAUGUUAGAAACGGAAACGUUUUAGUAAGUUUUGGUACCUACAAUCCCGUCUAAUUUUCCGUUUGAUGGUAAGUUCUUUAUUUUCAGUACAGGGCCCGGUUGUUCAAAGCUGGGUUAAGAUAACCCAGGGUUAGUGCGAGAUUUGAAUUCAGAUUUGAAAGCUUAAAAAGCAUUUAAGUUUUAAUUCUUUUUGUCCACAGGUUGAUGGUUGGAAGUUCUAAAAAUUACAGAGAAAAUUAUCCGAGAAAAUGCUUUUGAACAUAAGAAAAAGAAACCCGGGUUAAAUUUAACCCCGGGUUAAGCGCUAAUCGGCCUUCGAACAACUGGGCCCAAAAAUGUAAAGACCAUUUCCUCAGACCCCUGACCCGGCCUAGAGACCAUUUUGAACACCAUUUCUUCCAUUCAGUUUGUACAGGCAAAUGGCGAGCGAAGCAAGCCGUGAAAGAACUCAUCCCUCGUGCUCGCGUCUCCUUCCGCGUUCCGGGCUCUCGCGUGAAUUCUUGUGACUCUCCCAAGUGGAGGGCUUGCUCGCCGGCUAAAUGACAUCUUUUAAUUUACGCCUUAUUCUUCAUAAACAGGAUGAAAAGAAUCAGGUUCUUGUGAGUAAUGUGUGGAUAAGACAAGUAAGUAUAUAAGUGUCUUUUCUAUAGAAGUUAAUUUAUCUGGAACGUGAGAAUUUGGGUCUAAUUUUCCGUACAAAGCUCAAUUAAGAUUCAUUUUCGUUUCUAACAAUCAACCCAUCAAUCAGUCAAUCUCGAUCAUACCAACAACAUCUAAGUCAAUCUCUCACCAACCAAUGAAUAACUGUUGGCUUAAUCUUUCAUUCAAGUCCUCAGUCAUCCAUCUAUCCACAGGCGGUAUUUAAUUUAUCAGUCUACAUUAUCCUUUCAUCCAUCGAUCUAUUCAAACAUCCAUCAAAGAGUAUAAAUCAACACCCUUCUCUGAUAAUUAAUAGAAAAGCUCCAAUCUAUUUAAUGACAGAAGUUUCCUAAAGAUUGAAUUGCUGAGCACCAAAGCCCGGGCGUGGUGCACCUGAGGACUCGCACUCUAGGUGCCUGAGUACGAAAGCCCACGGAUAUAUCACUAGGAAUAAACUCCUUUAAGGUCUUUUGAUUGAAAUGAGCUAGCAAGGCCACACGCAUUCAUGAGAUCAAUAAAUCGUAUGUUCAACUUUCGUUCCUCCGGGCUUAAAUUUUUUUUCAUAUCUACUCGACAAGAUUUAACCAAUGUAAAUUUAUUUGAAAUACGUAUUCGACAGAAAUGGAACAAUCAUUUGUUACGCUGGAAUGCAUCUAAUUAUGGGGGAAUAAAGUCCAUCAACGUGGAUCCCAAACUCAUCUGGCUUCCAGACAUAGUUCUGUACAACAAGUAAGUGAAGAUUAUCUUCAUUCAGCUAUCGACAAUUGUUGGUUUUCACAUGACGUCCCUAAAAUUCAAACUAAAAAACUAUCGAUCCUACCGAUAUUUUACUUUCACGAUGCAUUAGAGCAGCUGAAACUAAGUUUCACAUAAAUUUUCGCUUCAAAAGGGUUCUUGGUUUUGUGAUAGAGUACGCUUGAAUUUCUAAGCUUUUGCGUGACGCGGAAUUUACAUGACGGCCAAGAGAGCUGUCAUGUGGGUUAAAAAAAUGACUUAUUUCAGUAAAUCAGUUUUGCUAUCUAAACAGUUCAUGUAUUAGAAAAAGAAUUACUUCAAUGUUUAUGAGUUUCUCGAAGAAUAAAUUCACGCUUUUGUAGCAAAACUCGGUAACAGAUGUUUCUGUUGGUUUCCGUCCGCCAUGUUGGAGCUCCUCCAGGUGAGCACCAGCAUGGCGUCUCCAUACAAAUCUCUAUAAAGUUUGGGUAAACAUUUCUUCACAGGGUCCAGAGGAGUUACGUGUGAAUAAAUGAAUUACUUAUUUAAAGUCUCACCUUGAAAAAUGUCUAUACCUGUCGCUUAGCACGAUUAAUUAGCCCAAUGGGAUCUUUAUGAAUCUACUGUAAACGAUUUCUUCGCUUUUUAUCUGACCCAGAUCGACUUUGUUGUUCGCCAUUUUGAAAAUCAAUAACCGCAAGCCAUAUCCUCGCUGGCGCACGGCACGUCGCCAGAAGGGCGACCGAGGCACGAAGUGCCGAGUAAACAAGAAUCGCCAAAAGGCGAUUUUUAACUGGGCUGCCAAGGGGCUAUUUUUUCUGAGGGGAGGGGGCGGCUAUACACACUCAGGCUACCAUAAAACCUUGUCGGCAACCAUUGCAUGCGACAGAACCUCAUGUGAGACUGAAACAUAAACUCAUUCAGAACAUUGUACCCUUUUGAAAGACUUUCGUAACCCAAAAAAAAGAGUACCAUUUUUAAGUGGGGGCUGUAUAAUAACUUUUAAAUUCCACCAUUAUGAAUAAAAAUAGACAAGUUAGCCAUUAAUUCUAAGCAGGAAACAAUUUGCAUUAUUUCCACGUACCCCUCCCCUAAUCCCUCUGUGCCCCAAAAUAUAGCGUGACAGUAUAACGUGAACUAAUUUGACGUAACUGGAAAUUCCAAAAAUUGUUGUCGUUCUACGAGUAUAAUGAGCUGAUUUACACUAGACAGAAAUAUUGUAUUGUAUGAAAACCAGAAGUAUACUAAAACAGACAGUUAACUGCCCAUUGAUCCCGCCUGAUCCAGGGGCCUCACUGACUGCACGGAGACUUUACUGCGCUUUUCACAAACAUGCGAACUCUAAAGUUCAAAAGCCACCUUCACAAUUGUGUUUAUCGCUGCCGUCAAUCAUAAUUACGAUCACAAGCAACGAACCUUGAAACAGAGAAACACACAAAACGGAUCGAAAUCCACAAAUCACAAACCAUGACCUUUUGAACCCGUGAAGUAAAGUUUUGUUUCCUAAGAGGUCCGUUAAGAUGAUUGACAGCAGCGAAAAACGCAAUCGUCGGUUGGCUUCUGAACUUCAGAAUUCGCAUGUUUGUGAAAAGUGCGAUCCUAAUUUGCGGUCCACAGUCUACAAGAAAACGCACUAUUUUUUCCACAAGAUGAAAAAUAUUCAGUUUUAAGAUUUUCCUCAUGGUAUUUUUCUCUAACUUAAAGGAAUAAAAUCCUUUGCAUUUUGAGACCUAAAAAAGUUUAAAGAUUUCUCGCUCGCAUGUUGCGUUCACCAGCACGCACUUCAAACAAUGUAAAUAGAUGAAACGAUCGAUAACAUAUUUUUUACCUGAUACCGAUGCGAGUUAAAAAUUCGCUCCAGUUCUGUUUGUCUCACCCAAGACGAACUUUUCUUCAUGGAAGAUAACUAUGCCGCUUUAUAACUCGUCCGAAGUUUUUGUGCCAGCUAAACAAUAUGGAAACACUAUUCACAGUGACUCCUUGGAUAUUAAAAAGACUGAACGUGACGCACUAUUAUGCCUUUGUUUACUUCUGAUCACAUCUUCAAGCGAAGUCUCUCUUUUCAAGCGAUUCAUCUCAAUGCACAAUAAUUGACCCUUAUAUUAGUUAAAACCCUAUGGUUCAUUUAUAUUAAUGCUGUUUUUGCCCCUCACAUUGACUGUGUUCGUUCGUAUUCAAAACACCUUUACGAAAAUAAAGGUCGUAUAAGUCAUGUGUGUUAUGUUUCGAGAUAAAUGGAUUAUACGCUUUUUUAAGUUUCCAUUUUGCGGUGACUUCAGUUAACAUCUUCAUAAAAUGGUAAAAGAAAUAUCAAGAAACAUCACGAGAGCUGAAAACUUUCAAAGGCAUGUUUCUGAAACUCGCUAAUGCUGACAUCAAUAUAGCGUGCUUGCUGAAUGGGCGAAAACACAGAAUUGUGAUCACAAGAUCAUGUACAAAUUUAAUGAUAAAAGCUUAGCAAGAUACAAAUACAAACAAAAGCAAACCCCCUGAAACCUCGACGUGGGCUACACUUGUAUGCUCUACUCAGUCACCAAACCUUGUCAGUAAUAGCUCCUAUUUUCCUCAAGUCGCUCUCUGUGAAGCUCCCGGAUGGGAUGUCCCGGUGAAGCUUUAAACUUGUGUGCGAAAUUCUCAGAGUCCCUAUUUUUGUCCGUGUCUUCUUUAUCCUCAGUAUCCGAAAUUUAGACCUCCAAAGUGGCGUGUGUUGCAUUAAAUAGAAGGAAAUAUUUAAAGGAAAAGCCAGUCUUCUAACAUGGCAAAGUUGUCACGUCCCUCGCUCAUGGACGUGCGUAGUGCCAUUCAUCGGCAACUGAGUUGUUCGCUUCACUGACUACGAAGGCUUACAAUCAAGUCUUCAGCCAUAGUGUCGUCAACUGGUGAAAUGCCUUGCUCAUAAAUUGUGCUUCUUAAUUGCUCAUGUACUACGUCGAUCGAUAAUUCUCUCUUUGAGUUCACGAAGCGGCCACGGCGUUCCAAACCUGACGCUCACAGUCAUCUUUUAGUGUGAGCCUACCGUGGACAGCGUGUCGGUUUGAAUGCAACGCGAGCAUUUCUCUGAGUUUCCCAGCGCCAACAUCAUCUAACUGACUUAAACUCGAACAAUAAAAAAAUUAUAGAGUGACUCCCAUGAUCGAAUCGCUUCGAACAACGCAAAUAGCCUUCUUCAGGUUCGCAACGCUUUGUGGGUUUUUCAGGGGGAGCGCAGACGAGGUACAAAAAGUAUCUGUGCAAGGCUCCGUGCAAGAGAAACUCAUAUGAAACCAUUUGUGAGAACAUCGUUUCUCGGUACCAGACCCUCGUGUCUUCCCUCCCCCGGGAGGCCGUUUUUCGCCGCAGACGACCGAAAGCCCAUUUUAUGACUGGGCUCACAGGCAGCCCAGUAAAAAAACUGUAAGCCGAUCUCUUGAGCCCUCAGUCUCUUGGCUAAAGAAUGUGUAACGAAACUGUAACACGAUCAAAAUAACCCAUUUUUCAGAGGUUUCCGACGGGUUUUGAUGUUCUAACGACAAAUACAUCUCCUCUGGACCCUGUGAUUUCUUCGGAUAUCUCGUAUACGAAAUAUUCCUCUGAACUGAAUCUUGACGAGAGUCUUUGUAUAUCUUCCUCCUUUCAUUUUCCUGAUUCUGGACUUCAUCUAUUGAACGGUUUUGAUUUUUAUUCUGAUCUAUUUUGAAUGGCGUGACACUGAAAACCAGCAAUAGUUCUACCUUUGCAUAGGCAUUGUACUGUUAGGCUAUUUCCCCGUCUCUCAACGGAUGCUGCGCACGAAGUACUAGUUAAUUAAUACAAACAUCCCUUCUGAAGAGGGAACAGCAUGUAGUCUACCUGCUGGUUGUGAAAGGCUUGAACCUUAUUUCUCAGUUAUAAUAAAUACACUUUUAGUCUUUAUCCAGCAGGGAAUGCGAAGUACCUGUUCUGCAUUUCAGCGCUGUCCUUAUUUAGCUAACCCUGCGGUAGCCUGUGAAAAAACGGCUCUAAGUUUGGAGAUUUAACGAAUAAAAAGAAUUGAUUAGAAGGCUAGAAAAUCAAAACAGACGGGGAGAAGGAAUGGGGAAAAAACGUAACUGUGGGACAUGAAUGAAUCAGGAAAAUUAUAGCCUUUGAGGAAGUUCUCCAAUUGCAAAUUACUCGUGACCCCUCGUUUCUCUCGAUUUCGAAAGACAAGGGUUUCCUUUAGGGGUAGAAAAAAUGGACCAGUUUAGGUUUCUGGGAAACUGCCCACCUACCCCUCCCCUAAGCCAAGCUUUUAAUUUGCCCUAAGUGAGAAGAAAGAAUUAAUGUUGACUUAGGGGAGGGGUAGGUGGGCAGUUUCCCAGAAACCUUAAUUGAUCCGAAAAGAUAAAUUCAACGGUGACAGUAGCAUAGGUCACGCACCCAUGUUCGGUGGUUUAAACGGUUUGGUAGGUUUUAGUUCGGUUAUAUCUUAGCUGAUUUGCCCUCCUACGAGUUAAGCCACUUAAAUAAUAGCACAUGACCUUAAUAAUAUUCCCCCACAUUUUAUUCAUGAGAUAAAGUAUAACGCCAUCGUCGGUAAUAUAUUCCCGCGCAAAAAAGGGGUCUAACCAGAGCGCCAUAUACUACUGGUCCCGAUUGUUCAAAUGUUGGAAUACACCAUCCACCAGAUAAAUCACUAUCCAGUGGAUAGGUAUUAGAAAAACCAUUUGCGUUAUCCCCUGGAUAGAGAUAUAUCCAUUGGAUAGCGUAUAGUUAUCCACCUUUUGAACAACUGGGGCUGGUGUAGAUGUGCUCAUCUCCGUUCGCGUUCUCGAGCUUGGUACCAGCACUAACCUGUUCACCUGUCCACGGGUUAUAUUGCAUGGGCAUACUCCCAUUGGUCUGAGUCAUUGCUUUUGCAGGAGCCCAUAGAUAUAGGCUCCAGCUUUGGUUAUGACUUGAUUGGCACAACAAACGCACUUCGCUUUCCGAAAGCAACCACACUAAGGCCGACUUAGACUCCGUGAGUGUAAAAGAUACGCCGGAGACUACUCGAAUCGAGUCGAAUUGCUUACAAGUCAUAUUGUACCCAGCCAAAAAUCUCCAUGCAAGAAUUAGUUGAUCGAGUACGAAGAUCCAUUAGCCGGGGGUAGAGGAAGAGAUACUGAUAAGCAACAAAUUAGAUAGAUAUUUAUAUAGAUAUUACAAAGAUUUUGUGAGCAAGGAAUCAGCUACACUAGAUUCUCUACGAAAACAAGAGCUCUGACAUAAAGUAACUUGUGUUUCACCAUUUUCAGUGCGAAUACAGGAAUAACAAGCGGUAACAUGGACCAGUUCAAGACCAGAGUGAUUCUCACUUCUGAUGGUACUAACCAAUGGUAAGCGUUUAAUAUGGGAAUCCACCUAUGAAAGAAACAAAAAUUUUGCAAUAUGCGGCAAUAAUUCUAAAAACAAAAAUUAAAGAGUUUUAACUGCAUCUUUAGAUAGUCAACUAAAGUGAAAAAAGAAAUCCUGCUUGUGGCUUUUCUCUGAUUUUUCAAGACUGGCGACUUUCUUCUGUUGAUGUCUUAGAGCUGAGAGAUAGAGGAUGUUAAUGCUACUUAGUUGUGGGGCGAUAAAAAUGUUUUUUCCGUAGCACUAGUGCCAGGAGCUACUUGCGAAGACUUGGAGACGGAAACACCUCUUGUUUGAGGGCCCUGUAUAAUCGUUCUUGCAGCCAGAGUCCUAUUCUAAGCUCCUUUUCUUUUCGGUCUCCGAAGUCCGGUCUUUGAUCCUCCUCGAACCCAGAAAGAUAAGUGGGGGCUCAUUUUUCUCGACAACGGCUUGUAAGCGAGUUUAGUUCCUUUCUCAAUCAGGGUGGAAUGCGUCAGAUCCUGCUCAUCAAAACCAUCUACGAUUUUUGUUCAAACAGAAAAAAUGGUAGGAGGGAGGGGACGUAGACCCCGGUGGUGUGGCCAACCUUCCCUGGGCUGGGUGGGUUAUCUGUAAGGAGAGAUCUUAAUAUAGGGAUAACCUCAUAAUCCUCCUUCAAGUGUUGUAAUGGCUAUCUGUAAACAGUGUAUGUAAUACAACCUGGGUAAUAAGAAUUUGGAACCUCAAUCUGAUUCAAUAUCUGUUUUAGGUUUGCUCCCACCAUUCUUCGAAGUCGCUGUGCCAUUGAUAUCAAGUUCUUUCCGUUUGAUGAUCAGAAAUGCGAUCUCCAUUUUGGUUCGUGGACGUAUGAUGGACUCAGAGUGGAUUUGAUAAAUGCCAGCACUGGUGUCGACCUGGCUUCUUACAUGGCCAGCGGCGAGUUUGAAAUGGUUGAGGCACCCGUCAAACGAACUAUUGUCAAAUAUAGGUAAGGUCAAUUCUACUGAGAAACCUCAUAAUGGGUCAUAAAAAGUUUUUAUUAACGAGAAUAAUAACAAAAACUUAUAAGUACAUAAUUAUCUUCUCCGCAUAACGGUUCGCCCUGGAUAACGAAACAAUAAUUCCAUUCCAUAUCAAACAUAUCGGUGUUAAGAAACCCAAAUGGUAGUAAGUAAACAAACAGUUGGCUAAUUAUUUAUUUUGAUUCUUGGCUCGGCCAGUAGUUGAAUUCGGGACUUCAUUACAAUCUUGUCGAAUUUAUGGAGUGUUCAUACGAAAGAGGUUCUUGUUUAAUAAGAUUCAUAAUUAUUAAAAAAAAAUGACUACAAGAGUGUCGUCCUUCAAGUUUGGGCAGAAAGAAUAGUAUAGUCACUAAGGCUUUUCAGAAAGGUUUCCACUGUAUCUUCUCGGGUCAGUCACUGGUACCGAGCUCCCCCCAACCCCCCACUCUUUCAUUAAAAAUAUCCCCCGCUAUCCUCUGUCAGAUACAAUGCCUGCUUGCUCUCGUUUCUUUCUUACGUGAUCCAGUACCUAACCUUUAAUCUUUUUAAUUUUCACUAGCUGCUGCCCUGAACCUUACCCAAAUGUGAUUUUUACCCUUCACAUAAGAAGAAAAGUUCUGUUCUACUUUAACAAUCUCAUUGUGCCCUGUUUUCUUAUCACGGCUUUCGCACUUUUGACCUUCGUUUUACCGCCAAAUACCGGAGAAAGAGUUACCCUGGUGAUCACCACACUCCUCGCCAUGACUGUGUUUAUGCUGAUGAUUGCCGAAAACACUCCGACCACGUCCGAUGUGACUCCAUUAAUCGGAAAAUUCUUCGUGGCUUCUAUGGUGGAGAUAGGACUGGCUCUGAUUGCAACCUGUUUUGUUUUGAACCUCUACGAGGCUACGGGACCAAGUUCUGAAGUCCCACGAUGGAUUCGUGUAUUACUAAUCGAUAUUUUCGCGCCGUUACUUCUGGUUGGAAGGCCAAAGCCGAAGCCAAAACGAAAAUUCAAUCCGUCGGAGACCAAUCGGAGUAACCAUUCGUACAGCCCGAUCUUGACCGAACACAACGGAAAUAAUCUGGAAAUGGAAUGUGGUGCAAAAGAUGUUCUAGUUAUGGCACCAAAGGUGGGCGACAAGGUCCUAACGUCCCGAGAUUUCAUCAAUUCUGUGCAUGAAAAUAACAUCCGACACAGGGGAAAUUCUACUCAGGAAAAACUACUCGAAGGAAUCAACGUACUUACUGAACGUGCAAAAGAACAGGAAAAACAAGAUGAAAUGAAGGAAGAGUGGGAAUCAGUGGCUAAAGUUAUAGAUCGGUUGUUCCUGCUACUUUUCAUCGCAACAGUUGCGAUAUCAACGUCGCUCAUCUUUUUACAGCGGCCCAGUUAUGCUACUAUGUAA
Molecule: messenger RNA, 9845 nt
Organism: Porites evermanni
Lineage: Eukaryota; Metazoa; Cnidaria; Anthozoa; Scleractinia; Poritidae
Source: the annotation of a GenBank genome assembly